CGGUAACAAGGAAGCGGCAACAAGUGCUGUGAGCCUUCCAAACGUUUGAGAAAAUGAGCGCUGUCUUGGAUUUAAAACUUAAGCGUGCCAACAAAGUGUACCACGAAGGGGAGGUGCUUGCUGGAGUGGUGGUCAUCACCGGUAAAGAAGCGAUCCAGCAUCAGGGCAUUUCUCUGACCAUGGAAGGGUUUGUCAACCUGCAGCUGAGUUCAAAGAGCGUCGGUGUCUUCGAGGCUUUCUACAAUUCCGUUAAGCCUAUUCAGCUCAUCAACAGUAACAUUGAAGUGGCAAAACCAGGCAAAGUUCCAGGGGGCAAAACUGAGAUUCCCUUCGAAUUUCCAUUGCAAGUGAAAGGCAACAAAGUGCUGUAUGAGACCUACCAUGGUGUUUUUGUCAAUAUUCAGUAUACCCUGCGUUGUGACAUGAGGCGCCCUCUACUGGCAAAAGAUCUGAGCAAGACCUGUGAAUUCAUGCUCCAUUGUCAGCCACAAAAAUCUAAAGUGCAGCCAAGUCCAGUUGAUUUCAUCAUCACACCAGAAACUUUGCAGAAUGUGAGAGAGAGGAGUGUACUUCCUAAGUUCCUGAUCAGAGGCCACCUGGAUGCCACUAACUGUGUGAUCACUCAGCCGCUGACAGGCGAGCUGGUAGUUGAGAGUUCAGAGGUUGCCAUCAAGAGCAUUGAGCUGCAGCUAGUCCGUGUCGAGACUUGUGGCUGUGCUGAAGGCUAUGCCAGGGAUGCCACAGAGAUUCAGAAUAUCCAGAUUGCAGAGGGAGAUGUGUCUCACGGCCUCCCCAUCCCUAUAUACAUGGUGUUCCCUAGGCUUUUCACAUGCGCUACUCUUGAAACCACAAAUUUUAAAGUCGAAUUUGAGGUGAAUGUGGUCAUUGUUUUUCACGAUGAUCAUUUAAUAACAGAGAACUUCCCCCUCAAGCUAUGCAGAGUGUGAUAUCAGAGCCUGCAGAUUCACCAAUAACUAUUGGAAGACCUUGGGGAAGCAGCAUUUUGAAAGUUCAGGAUUUACUGGACUGACCAGGAGUUUUUCUGUUACUCUUAAAAGGCCAUCCAAACAAUAAGAAAUAUAGUAUUCCCUUUGCAACUCUAAGGAGGUCCAUGAGCAUCAGAAGAGUGGCUUUCACGCUGACUUCUAAUCACUUCUUAGUAACGUCACGCAGCUCUCCUGUAACCUGGUAAUGGUUUGUUUGAUAAAACUGGAUUUUUUUUUUUUUUCCUUACAUCCAGUGCCUGAGAGAUUCAUUUCUGCUGACCAGUUUUAAAUCUCAUAAGGCAAUUAGUGGAACAUACUUAUUUGCAUUAAUUCUUGCAUUAAUUAUUUACAUCAUUCACUCAUUACCCUUAAUACAAAGCCAUUACUGUGAGUUACUUUAAUUUGUUCUUAAAGGCUAUGUGCAGGAUAUCUCAGUUCACUAAAAUAUAUAUUGUUUACUAACAAAACCUCAGAGGUCAGCCUUAUUUGGAAGUGGUCAUGUGGUAUGACACUGGGGUAAUUUUCAGCUAGGUCAUCUCUUCACUUCCUAGGCAGUCCAAGUUAUUUUCUUAGACUGAAGUAAAGAAUAAAAAAAAAAAAAAGAUCAAAA
Electrophorus electricus (electric eel) is the source of this 1596-nucleotide messenger RNA. It is a transcript of the gene vps26c, whose product is annotated as VPS26 endosomal protein sorting factor C. The record is from RefSeq and is a predicted model, not a curated record. Gene Ontology annotation, biological process: intracellular protein transport. Lineage: Eukaryota; Metazoa; Chordata; Actinopteri; Gymnotiformes; Gymnotidae.